Molecule: messenger RNA, 1518 nt
Organism: Closterium sp. NIES-65
Lineage: Eukaryota; Viridiplantae; Streptophyta; Zygnematophyceae; Desmidiales; Closteriaceae
Source: the annotation of a GenBank genome assembly
AUGGCUUCCCCUAGCGUUCUCACCUUUGACGCUAAGGGUCGGGCAGUGGACUUUGAGGUCUGUGUAGAUGAUCUGCAGCUUUUCCUGCAGUGCGAUAGGGCAGACGGCCUCUCCCUGUUUGACUCACUUCUGGUGCCUCCCCUGCCCGUGCUGCUGAUGCUGACGCCACUGUUCGCUCACAUUGCACGCUACUCUUCCCCUGCCACUGCUGCACUGAGCCGCCUCAUGCUACCGUACCUCUUCCCUGACCUUGCUGCCUUUCCCACAGUCGCUGACCUCAUUACGCACCUCCGCACUAGUGACACUCGCUACUGCGCUGCGCUUCCUGCUGAGUUCUGCGCCAAGAACCCCCCCCCCAUGUACAUCACCCUCUACUACAUAGUCACCCGUCUCCCUGACUCUCUCCGUGUAGUCAGGGACCACUUCCUCUCUGUUUACCCCAACACUCUCACCGUUGACCUCCUCAAGAAGGCCCUCCUAACGAUAGAGAAUAGCAUAGUCGCUGUAGGAGCCUCUCGUGGUGACCCUCGCACCCCCGUCUUUGAGGGGUGUUCUCCCUCCCCCCUCUUGCCCUCUGUUGCCUCUGCUGCUGCGGCGGACCUCGUUGGUUUCGAGUCGGUCGGCGCUGCGUCUGCCCCGAGCGGGAGACGCCGCACCGGCAAGGGCAAGGGGGGCAAGGGCACUGGAGGGGGUGGAGGGGGCGGUGGAGGUGGUGGUGGAGGCGGUGGAGGGAGUGGGGGUGGUGGUGGGAGUGGUGCUGGGGGUGGCGGCGGCGGCGGCAGCAGUGGAGGCGGCGGAGGCGGUGGAGAGAUCCCUCGCUCGGGAGAUCUGGCUAAGGCCGGGGUUGCUAUCUUUGAUCUUGACUUUGAUGCUAUUCUUGCUGCCAUGUAUGCUGUUGCUGAUAGUGUUGAGGGUGCUGGUUACCUAUGUGUACCGCCUGACCCGGGCAUUGAGGCUGCUGCGCUAGGUGCUGGUGAGACUGCUGCUCUAGGUGCUAGUGCGUCUGCUGCCCCACGUGCCAGUGCGUCUUCCGCCCCAGGUGCUGGUGAGUCUGCUCUCUCAGGUACUACGUUAGCUCAGGCCUUCCACACCUUCACCCUGGACUCGGGUGCGUCUCGCUCCUUCUUUCGAGACCGCACCACUCUUACGCCGCUUAGUCGGCCAGUUGCAGUCUCCCUGGCAGACCCCUCUGGGGGUCCUGUCCUUGCUAGCUUCUCCACUGUCCUUCCGUGCCCUGCAGCCCCCUCUGGCACCCUGUCUGGCCUCUACCUCCCCUCGUUCUCUACAAACUUGGUGAGUGGAGCGGACCUACAGGAUCGAGGGGUUGACCAGUUCACUCCUGCGAGUCAGCGAGUGACCCACUGCAGGUGUGCUCGGACAGGCCGACACUUGGCCACGUUCACCCGUCGGCCAGGGUCGAGCCUGUACACCCUUACUGCUGAGUCUCCUCCUACUGCUGAUUCUGCCCAGGUAGCUGCGUCGAGUCAGAUGUUUGCUGCGAUGUCCAGAACAUUAUAG